Molecule: messenger RNA, 408 nt
Organism: Strongylus vulgaris
Lineage: Eukaryota; Metazoa; Nematoda; Chromadorea; Rhabditida; Strongylidae
Source: the annotation of a GenBank genome assembly
AUGACUGGUAUCCGUUCUGUCCUCGACAAUCAAGGGCCCGUGGCCUCUGGCAAACCUUAUGCAGUAACGCCGCCCCCGGUGAACUCCUCCACUCAUGGCUCCGCUUUUUCUCUCAAUGAUGGGCAGUGCGUCUCUAUGCUGAUGAAAAUGGCCCUUGAUCUCGAUCUCACUCUGUCGUAUCAUAAGCGGAGGGGCGACAUAGAACUUUGUUUCGAGAGCAACCGAACAGCAGAAAAGAGCGGCGGGCGAGGCAAGGUUCUCUGCCUGUCAGAUAUGGGCAGAGAAAUAAGGGUGAUUGAAAGAGUAAAUGGGACACCAACUGACACGGAGAUGUGGACGAAAACCGAUUUCAACCAAUUUCAUUGGGCAAUCCGUGGAAAGUGUCAAAAAGUACUGGUAAAAGGCUAG